Pectinophora gossypiella (pink bollworm) is the source of this 2459-nucleotide messenger RNA. RefSeq lists its product as uncharacterized. Gene Ontology annotation, biological process: vesicle-mediated transport. The transcript has 3 exons. NCBI's taxonomy places the organism in Eukaryota, Metazoa, Arthropoda, Insecta, Lepidoptera, Gelechiidae. The record is from RefSeq and is a predicted model, not a curated record. Gene Ontology annotation, cellular component: membrane. The coding region runs from base 135 to 740 and encodes 201 amino acids.
AAACGUCACUUUUCGUUUGUGUUCCGUGAACUAUUGUCUUGUGAUGACGAUAUUUUUAUCAAAAUUUUGCAAUAAAUACGCAUAGAACCGCCUUAAAUUUUAAUAGAAGCCUAAUAAUAUAAAGUUCUGACGAGAUGGCGACGUUGAAGUCUGAUUUGGAUCAAUAUUUGCUACAAAACGAGAACCGAAGAAGUUACAAGAUUAGUUUACCGUUCUCAACUCCUAGCUUUUUAUCUAGGAACAAUGACGAGACGCCUAGUAGUACUAGCAGCGCAGGAACAUGGUUCGAAGAAGUUCAGAAAGAAUACUGUACAUUGAGCCGAACGCAGCGGUUUAUGGGCUUCGGAGUGUGUUUGUUCUUCGGAAUUUUAUGCUUCAUUCUGUCAUUCCUGUAUAUACCGAUUUUACUGCUACAAGCCAGAAAGUUCGCUCUGUUAUUCACUCUGGGAAGCUUAUUUUUAAUAUUCAGCUUCAGCUUCCUCUAUGGUCCAUGGAACCACAUUAAGUCACUGUUUUCAAAAGAGAAAGCCCUCAAUACAUCUUUGUAUGGGUUCACACUCUUCGGCACACUAUACUGUGCGCUACAUCUACAAAGCACACCGUGGACCAUAGUGUUUGCAGUGUUCCAAGUCAUGGCCCUGUUCUGGAUGAUGAUGGGGUCCAUCCCUGGAGGUUCCACCGGAGCGAGGUUCUUCGGAAGCAUGUUCAAGUCCUCCGUAUCAAACACUUUACCCAUUUAACAAAGAUUUCAGGCUCUGUUGUUUUUCUUCGCUUAAGGUUGGUCAUUGAUGUCUGUAUGUGAAAAAUUGACUUUUAAAUACUUUUUGUUCCGAAUAAAUUAUUAGAAUGUUAAUUUAAAAAUUCAAAGGAAUUGUUUGAUUACCCAGUGCUUUUAAAUUUUUAAAAGUGGUUAACUAAAACAGUUGCAGACAUCAAUGUUGCUCUCAGCAAAUGUGUUGCCAAGUUUCAAAAUGUACUGUGGUUGACCCAAAGUUAUGCUGAUAGCAUUUAAAGUUAAGUUUUGUAUAUCGAACAUGAAUAAGAUUUUGCAAAGGUAAUUAAAAGGUAUGACUUUGAAGGUGAAGGUUUCUUAUGGUGGUCUAUGAAAUACUUUGCAAAAUUCUUGCUAUGGUCAAUGGCCUCCAUAGUUGAGUGGUUGAGCUAGGCUCACAUGAAUGUGAGCCUUGUGUCUGUAACACAUCUAACUAAUAAUCAUGUGUUUGGUGUGCCUAGUUGUAUUAUUAGAGAACACCUAUUGAAAAUCAAGAUUCUUUCCUAUGGCUCGCUUCCGAAUUUCGGUUCGAAAUGCAAUAUUGUAUAGAUUGAUAUAGAAACCUUACCGCUGCUCGCCUGUUUGUGGUCUGUGGUUGGUUCGGAGUCGUACCUUAAACUAUCAGGUCGAUAAGCAAUUAUAAAGUAUACUUACAUAGAAUUUUCCUUUCAAAACAACCCUAAUUUAAGGUAUGUCUGUUAUUAAAAAAUACAGAAUCUCGACUUUCAUUAUAAAUGUAAGUUGUAUACAUAUUUAUUACAAAGAAACAACCUGAACUUUAGGAUAAAUAGCUUUUAAUUUAUUGAAACUUGCCUUAUUAUUAUGAAUUUGUAAAUUAUGAUAUACUAUUAAGAUGUUUCCAUAAAAACGCCAAUGUAGAAUAUUAUAGAUACUUCAUUGUGGUGAAGAGAAUACUACAACUACUUGGGAAGUUCCUUCCAUUUUAAAAAAAUUGGCCAGAAUGUACAUAACUUAUAAAUAAACAGGAGGGAAAAUUUAAUGAAAACCCAUCAUACCCGCUUUUUUUACUAUUUUGACAACAUGUCAAAAAUUAAAGGAUUAUCCAAGUUACUGCUGGUGGGGGCAGCGUGGCUGAACGUAUUUAAAACAAAGGAUAUAAAUUUAAACAAUACGCGCGACAUAUAGAAAAUAUUUUCCUCGUGGAUGUAGUAAAGCACAACUAGGGACUGUAUCAUAAAUCAGGAUAAAUAAAUUACGAUUUAAAACUUCGGCUCCACUUUGCUUCGGUCCUCAAAACUCAAGUUACCAUGACGUCACACCUUGUAUAAAUCUACUAAUCGCAUUCUAAAAAUUUUGUACAUUUUCUCUAUACAUUUUUCUCUGCAUUUACCUACCUACUAAACAUAUCUUAUACUAGGCUUAUUUUGGCAUCUUUUAGGCUAAUUACUAGAAUAUUCUAGCUACAAAUUGUAUUGCACAUCAUAGUUAAGUCAAAUACUGCUCAAUAUUUUGUACCUUUUUUAAUAAACACUAUUGCAGAAUUUUCAAUCAUCUCGUGACCUUUAUGUAAAACGCCUCUUAAUAUGGUACUGAUAAGUUGGGAGCAUUUGGAACAAACAUUGGUACUAUGUGGACAAUAAAGUGUUGCAAAAAGGGUUUCAAAUAGGUAUGAAGGAAAGUUAUGAAAUAAUAGUAAACGAAAUUAAUAAACAUUUUUAAGUCUUAA